GCAAGCACAUAGUUGCGGAGGGUGACAUUUGUGAAAAGGUUGGGGGGAGGGAAUCAAUGCUUUUCCUACUGACUGUGGUAGCCGCUUUGACGCACCGGAGCUGAUUAUCAGCUCAGCUGAUUAACAGCUGGAAGGAGAUAUCUCUGAUUGGCGGUGACCAUUAGCAGGCUGCCGGUGAAGGAUCGGGGGCUGCCACGUCACCAGGGUGCGAAGGGAAAGGAGGAGCAGGGGAGACGAAGGGAGAAGGACGACAAACACGGCCGAGGAAGGGAGGAAGGGAGGAAGAACUCGACGUGACGUCAGAGAAGUACGGGCUCUACGGAAGUGCUGUCGUUCGUGUAUUCGUGCUCGUUCUCCUUGGUUGGGUUCCAGUUAUGGGUCGGGAGGAGAUGGAGUGUAAUGCCAGUUCGAGUGCUGAGCCGUGUUAUACCGAGCCGAACUCAAGGGCGGCUGAAGAGAAGAGUGCGACGGUGGUGUUCCCUACAACCCGCUACAUGCUGGGGGUGCUGAGGAAAUUGCUGCAUCAUGGCUUUUUAGGAAUGAUCAUCAGCGUUGCUCUCACACUGGUUUCCUCUUUUGCAAAGAUUGCCCGAUCCUUUUUAGGGGGACGUGUGACGGAUCUCAUCAUGAGAUUGAUCAGCUGGUUCCUUGGUCGAGGGGGUAAUGUGACACGUGUGACGUCUGUGUCCUUUGUCAAUUUUUUGGAGGACAAUUUUGAAAUCAGAGGAACAGGUUUUCCGGUUCACAGCAACACUUUAACUGCCACCAAUGCUGAGGUGCUUAUUUUGGCUUCCAAGCUGGCAUACGAGAACAUGAGUGUACGAGUGGUGACCCAAGUUUGGGAGAUGGAAUGGGUUGCGGGAUACUCUUUUGAACCUCAAGGCACACAGGUCUUCGUGUUCAAGCACAAGACAGCCAUCGUGGUUGCUUUUCGGGGCACAGAGCCUUUCAACCUUUUUGAUUGGCUGGUCGAUCUCGAAACUGCCUUGAAGUCACCCCGCGGAACUGACAAGAACCCCGAUAGAGCCCUGCUGGGGAACAUGCAUGCAGGGUUUUAUGAUGCCUUGAUGACUCCACCAAACAGUUGUAGAAGUAUCCCAUGGUACAGGCUCAUCAAUGCUGAUGGGAUUGCAACGGAGAUGGGAUUGCUGGACGAGAGUCGGCCGCCGUACGAUAUUGUGAGAGAUCGCGUUAUGGAGGAGCUGCGUCGCGACAAAGACCUGUACGUCUUUGUGACUGGGCACAGCCUCGGGGCCGCUCUGGCCUCCGUCUUCUGUGCCCAUUUGCUGGUCGAUGAGGAUCCGGAAAACCUUGUCAAGCCGAGAGUUCAGUUGCUUUGCACCUUUGGCCAGCCAAGGACGGGGGGCUACAAAUUUGCACGCUUUCUGGAUUGCGCGGCUAGCACGAGAAUGACCUCGAUGAUUGGAGAAGACGGCAAACUGAUCGGUUUCAGAUAUCUCAGAUUCGUGAACAACAAGGACAUCGUUCCACGCCUGCCACCGCCUGUGAGGUUCAGCCACUCGCCCUGUUUUGUCUUCUUGAACGAGUUGGGCUAUGAAGAGAUCGACUGCGAGACGGAGGGGCUGAGCGUCGCUGGUGUCGUCCUUGAUGAGGUGGUGAGCCGGGCGAGAAGAUCCAAGGAGCUUUUCUUCAACUGCGUUCUGGAUUUGGCAUCCUUCAAAUUGACGAAACCGAUCGUCCGUUUUGUCGUUUACCUCCUCCCCAAUCUCAUUUACAAUCAUUUCGCGUCCGAGUACGAGCGCGUUAUCCGCGGCUGUCCGGAUCCCUACUUCAACGAAGACCAAUGGGUUCAAAUCAAGUGGCCAGUCUUCGUGUUCAAGCACAAGACAGCCAUCGUGGUUGCCUUUCGGGGCACAGAGCCAUUCAACCUUUUUGAUUGGCUGGUCGAUCUCGAAUUUGCCUUGAAGGCACCCCAGGGAACUGACAAGAACCCUGACAGAGCCCUGCUGGGGAAAGUGCAUGCAGGGUUUUAUGAUGCCUUGAUGACUCCACCCAACUGUCGUAGAAGUAUCCCAUGUUACAGGGUCAUCAGCGCUGAUGGGAUCACGACGGAGAUGGGAUUGCGGGACGAGAGUCGGCCGCCGUACGAUAUCGUGAGAGAUCGCAUUAUGGAGGAGCUGCAUCGCGACAAAGACCUGUACGUCUUUGUGACUGGGCACAGCCUCGGGGCCGCUCUGGCCUCCGUCUUCUGUGCCCAUUUGCUGGUCGAUGAGGAUCCGGAAAAUCUUGUCAAGCCAAGAGUGCAGUUGCUUUGCACCUUUGGCCAGCCAAGGACUGGGGGCUACAAAUUUGCACGCUUCCUGGAUUGCAUGGCGAGCACGAGGAUGACCUCCAUGAAUGGAGAAGAUGGCAAACCGAUAGGUUUCAGAUAUCUCAGAUUCGUGAACAACAACGACAUUGUUCCACGCCUGCCACCGCCUGUGAGGUUCAGCCACUCACCCUGUUUCAUUUUCUUGAACAAUUUGGGCUACGAAGAGGUGGGCUGCGAGACGGAGGGGCUGAGCGUCGCUGGUGUGAUCGUUGAUGAGGUGAUGAGCCGUUGCUUAAGAACCAUACAGCUUCCUUUGAACUGCGUUCUGGAUUUGGCGUCCUUUAACUUGACGAAACCCAUCGUCCGUUUUGUCGUCUUCCUCCUUCCCAACCUCAUUUACAAUCAUUUCCCGUCCGAGUACGAGCGCGUAAUCCGCGGCUGUCCGGAUCCCUACUUCGACGAAGACCAAUGGGUUGCAACCAAGUGGCAAGUGCCGUUGCUGGGUUGAGCGCGCCAAAUUCAAUCUGAUCCCUACGGGGAAAGCAUAGCUGGCUAUAUAUCAUCCAUCCACGUGGCAGUCAAUCCAGUUGUUAGUCGGGAUGUCCAUUUUUAGCUUAUCGGAUCUAUGGGCUGAAAUCCAGUCAAGUGGGCAGUCCGGAUCCUUGCUGGGUGGAGCGCGCCAAUUUAAACUGAAUGUGUUCGGUCGGGACUACAGAGGUCAUCAUCAUCUUCGUUACCUUAUCAAUCGACCUGGCGGUCGAUCCAGUUGUUAUCGGUAGUCUUCUUCAUCGACGGGUCAUUCGUGCUGGUAGUCAAUCCAGCUGGGGGGUAGUCGUCGAUCGGGGAGUCAGUCCAACUGGUUUUUCUUUCCUUCAUUCUUUCCUCAUUGUUGUAUGCGUGUUUGCUUGCUUGCUUGAUUGAUUGGUUGAUUGAUUGAUUGAUUGGUCGAUUGAUUGAUUGAUUGAUUGACUGAUUGAUUAAUAGCUAGCAGUCAAUCCAGCUUGAGUGAGUCUUAAGGUUUCUUUCUUGUCGUUUUGUUUCCCUCCUUCCUGAUUGAUUGAUUGGAUUGAUGGAUUGAUUGAUAGGUAGUCGGCAGUUAAUCCUGGUUGUUUCCUUUCUCUCUUCCCUGAUUGCUUGCUUGCUUGAUCGAUUGCUUGAUUGAUUGACUGAUUGAUUGAUUGAUUGACUCAUUGAUUGAUCGAUUGAUUGAUUGAUUGAUGUUUGAUUGGCAGGUAGGUGGCAGUUAAUCCUGUUGGUUUCCCUCUCCCUUUCUACCGUUCUCCCUUUGUCUUUCUUUCGUUCUUUCUUUCUUUCGUUCUUUCUUUCUUUCUUUCUUUCUUUCUUUCUUUCUUUUUCUUUCUUGCUUUCGCGUUCGUUGAUAGGUAGGUGACUGCAUCAGACCGGGAAGAUAACUCGCGUACACAUGGUCAGGGUGCGUUGUGUUCGGAGAAAGAGUAUUUGGAAUGUGUAGGCAGGAGGAAGAGGAGGAAGAGGAGGAAAAGGAGGAAGAGGAGGAAAAGGAGGAAGAGGAGUAAAAGAGGUAGAGGAGCAAUAUUUAUUACGCAGAAGGAAAGAAGGAGAUCAAGACCUACCAACGCACGCGUUUCCUGCUCCUUAUGCAGGACGAGGACAAAGAGAGAGCAAGACGUACCAAUGCACGAGUCCGGGCGGGAGGGAAGGGGAAGAGAUGGUCGACCAUGUGUGUCCUUUUCUCGAAUAUGCGCCUGGGCGUUAGUAUUUAUAGUGUGUGUAUGUAGUCAUUGCCACGUGCAAAAUACAGAGCUAAUGACAUGAGAUCUCUUGCCACGUGUCAAAUUCAGAGCCAACUACACGACAUCUCUUACUACGUGUCGAAUCCAAAGUGUACACGAUGUGAAAUAUUUUGCGACGUGUGAAAAUUCUCAGUGAAUUUUAUGAGCACUCUUGCCACGUGUCACACGUCUCUUGCCACGUGCCGAAUCCAGAGGCGAGGAUGUUAAACACGUC
Chara braunii is the source of this 4258-nucleotide messenger RNA. The record is from the annotation of a GenBank genome assembly. NCBI's taxonomy places the organism in Eukaryota, Viridiplantae, Streptophyta, Charophyceae, Charales, Characeae.